Molecule: messenger RNA, 1791 nt
Organism: Bombyx mori (domestic silkworm)
Lineage: Eukaryota; Metazoa; Arthropoda; Insecta; Lepidoptera; Bombycidae
Product: pro-resilin
Exons: 8
Coding region: 510-1211 (233 amino acids)
Cellular component (GO): extracellular matrix
Source: RefSeq, a predicted model, not a curated record
UAUAGUGUAAUCUUAGCGAAAUUUGUGAUUAUAGAAGUAUAAAAUACAAUCAUAAUAGUGUACAAACUUACAAUUCCAAUUGAUUAUAGUCGAAUUUCGACUACUGCGGGACCUCUAGUAUUUAUAAAUUUACUUACUUUAAUUUCAAACAAAAACGUAACUGUAAUUAAAUAUAUUUACAAAUAAAAAAAUCCGAAUACAUUUUUCCGCUAGUGACGACGAUACGGGCGCACGCUUGUAUAUUAUAAAUAAAAAAAAGUAGAGUUACAUUCAUUCCGUUUCAUAGAAGCAAAUGCGAAAAUUAUUCUCACACAAAUCCAAACGUUUAUACACAUGCAAACACACAAUUAUUUGCACACACACACACACACACAAACACAUACAGUAUAUGUUUCGGUUUUGGCGUAUAAAAGAGAUGAGUUUUAGAUACAUGAUCACUCAGCAUCCGUACAUCAACGAGUGAUAAAACUUACAUUGUUGAAUAUUCCGAAUUCAAAUACUGAAUUAAAAUGAAGUUGGUGACGGCUUGCGCACUCCUCAUAGCUUCAGUAUUGGCGGAGCCUCCUGUAGACAACAGGUACCUCCCUCCCUCGCAAAACUAUGGACCUCCAGAUUCGGGUGUGUUCGGUGCUCGAGGACCUAAUGGAUUCCGCUUCGGAGCUCCCCACGGUGCCCUCUCUGCUCAGUAUGGGGCACCCCAAGUGACGUUGAACAGUCAAUUUGGCAAUGCCCCAUCUACCCAAUACGGCGCACCCGAAGCCCCAACAGCAAAGUACGGGCCGCCUCAGAGUAGCCCAGCGAUUUUGUACGGCGCUCCUCGCGAUGGCUUCGGACCUCAACUGAGUGGUCAACGUGUGAACGGGGCCGACUUUAGCGAUUUACAAAGCAGACAUUACCUGCCCCCCGGAACUGGUAGAGAUGGGUACGGCGCUGAGGAAGCUAACGGCGAACCUGCGAAGUAUAGCUUCGAAUAUAUGGUGAAGGACGAGUAUUCUGGAAAUGAUUUCGGUCACCAUGAAACCCGGCUCGGUGAUAGAGCAGAAGGAGUUUAUUACGUAGUUCUACCAGACGGCAGGAAACAGACUGUUGAAUAUGAAGCCGAUCAAGACGGAUACAAACCAAGAAUAUCCUACGAAGACACCGGUCUUGGAGCCUUCAGAUCUGGCCAGGGAUAUGUCAAUGGAGGCUACAGCCAGGACGGGCCCUACUAGUCGAUAACAAAGGCUACCAACCCAUCAUUUGUAUAUAAACAUUUUGAUGAACCAUUAAAUAUCAAAAAUUUUCAGAUUUUUUUAUUUUAUCGAUUCACUUAAAACUCAAAAUUUUUGGUAAUUUAAUGACAGAAAAAACUUCUAAAAGUACAUUAAUGUACGCUAACUUUCCUUUAUUACACUUCAAAACAUUUUUAUUUAUAUUUUUUUCAAUGUAGGUACCUUUUGUUAAUUUUAGAACCACCGGUAUUAGUUAUAACUAACAUUCGCUUUUUGUAAAACAUAAAAUCACUGAGAUUUACUUCCUAAUCGUUUUCCAAAUACCUAAACGCUGUAUUUUCUUGUUAUUUGGUAAUUUAUAACGAAUUCAUGUAAAAACUUGCGCUUUUAAUACUGAUUAACGUGAAAUAUUGUAAAUAAACAACGUAACGCUUAUUUAGUCUUUAAGCUUUUCAUAAAAAUAUAAAUUGACCAAGAUGUAUUGUAUUUUUUAUUCAAUAUUCUAUAAACAAUUUUUAGUUUUGGUAAUUUGGCCAGUAUAAAAAAAUACGAUUUCAAAUAAAUAUAAUUAAAAAAUUGA